This is a messenger RNA of Phalacrocorax carbo (great cormorant), 3391 nucleotides long. Lineage: Eukaryota; Metazoa; Chordata; Aves; Suliformes; Phalacrocoracidae. The record is from RefSeq and is a predicted model, not a curated record.
CGCCGAGGGCGGUGGUGGGCGGUGCAAGAUGGCGGAGGAAGGGUCGGUUUGCAGCUUCGUUUUCAAGAAGCGGGGCCCGGCGGCGGGCAGGGGUCGGCGCAAGCGGCCCAGCAGUGACCAGGAGCAGGAGAGCAGCGGUGACGAGGGCAGCACCGUGGUGCGGAAGGAGCGGCGGCGGGAGACCCCCAACCCCAUGAUCCAGAAGACCAGGAGAUGCAUGAAGGAGAGACCUGCGUACGCGCUGAGCAGCAGUGACGAUGAUGAUCCGUCAAAGGAGAUCGGAGUUACUUACAAAUCAACAAGGUCGGCGAAACCUGUUGGCCCAGAAGACAUGGGAGCUACAGCAGUGUAUGAACUGGACACAGAGAAAGAGAAAGAUGCCCAGGCCAUCUUUGAGCGCAGCCAGAAAAUCCAGGAGGAGCUGAGAGGAAAGGAAGAUGAUAAAAUUUACCGUGGUAUUAACAACUACCAGAAGUAUGUGAAGCCCAAAGACACAUCAAUGGGAAACGCCUCUUCAGGAAUGGUCAGAAAAGGACCCAUCCGAGCUCCGGAGCACUUGCGGGCCACGGUGCGGUGGGAUUACCAGCCCGACAUCUGCAAGGACUACAAAGAAACUGGGUUCUGCGGCUUUGGAGACAGCUGCAAAUUCCUCCACGACCGCUCGGACUACAAGCAUGGCUGGCAGAUCGAACGGGAACUGGACGAAGGCCGGUACGGAGUCAAUGACGAGGAAAACUAUGAGGUGAGCAGCGAUGAGGAGGAUAUGCCUUUCAAAUGCUUCAUCUGCAGAAGUUCCUUCAAGAACCCCGUGGUCACCAAGUGUAGGCACUACUUCUGUGAGAGUUGUGCCCUCCAGCACUAUCGCAAAUCCCAGCGCUGCUAUGUCUGUGACAAGCAAACCAAUGGAGUCUUCAACCCAGCAAAAGAGCUCAUGGCAAAAUUGGAAAAGCACAAAGGGGAGGAAGAGGAGGAGGAAGAGCAACAACAUUCAGACCACAGAGAGAAUCCGCAAUAGCAGAGCACCCUGUUUUUGUAUCUAGCUGAAUAAAGUUUUCAUGUGAAGAAGAAACAAAAAAAGCUCACAGCAGUUGCCUUGGGGCCAGCAGCUGUAGCCAGUGCUUCUCUAUCCACCCAGCAGCUACUAGACUGUGCCGGCCUCCUUGGUUGCUGCUCUGUGAAGGCACAGGACACAACAGGUAAGGUCAGGCUCAGGAGUUGUGGCAGAGCAUGGCUGUCUGCUACCACUGGGACCCCAGCACUUGCCUCCAACUGCAGCAGUGGGCCUAGGGAAGGAGAUGGUGAAGACUACGUUCAGUUACAUCAUAACUUCCUUUUUUAACCAAGGCGCUGCUGUUUCACUCCUAAUUGCUCCGAUCCCACUUGCUUCCUGCUGCUGCAUAAGCAUAAAACUAUCUCUAAGGUAAUUUAAGUCCAUAAUCUAUGAGCACGUAGCAAGCUGAAAGCAUGGAAGCAGAUGAGAAAUAUUAGCUUGCAUCAAGUUCAUCCUUCACCCUAAAAAUGCCGACUCAUGGGAAAGCAGGCUAGAGCGCUGCAGUGAUUUGUUCCAGCCCAGUGUAUUCCCUCCUGUCUGUCCUGCCUGCCUUGUGGGUCCUAGGAGACUUCAGGAGAGGCUUAGAACUUCAGUGGGCAACACACCUCUUGAGUUGUCCCUCUUCUGUGAGGAAAGCCAUCUCUUCCAAACCAUCACGCAGUCCCAAAGGUUUUAUGCUGAGCAAGCAGUAUUGUGCUUUUUCUUGCUUUAAGUACCAGCAAUUCAGUCCCGGCCCAGGCUUGUGGGAGAGGGAUAAGGCUUUUCACAAGCUGGAUACUUCAUUAACAAGCUCAGAAAUUAAGAUCUGCUUACUAUAAUAAAAUUAAAUCAGGAGCCAAACUUGACCCUAGGGAGGAAGUAGCCCUUACAACCACCCCUGCUCUGGGAGAAUGCAUUCUACUGAAGCUGUCAGAAAGGAACAAGAGCAGCUGAUGCAGCGUCUUGCUUUAGUUGAAUUACAUCUUUGAAACACGAAGGCAGCUGCAGGUAACUCUGCUGAGCUGUAUGAAAGUAGGUGACGAAGAGUAAGCAGGCACAGCCAGCCUGUGUCAGUGUUUGUGAUCCAUUUCAUCACCCUGCAGAAACAGCAGACUUAAAAAACUUCAGAAAUAUUUUAUUUGUUUUGGCAAAAAACUAGAAUAACAAACUUUAUCUGGGUUCAAGUACAGUUUAUAAACACAAGAAGGACCUGUUGCCAGCACCACUACGCCCAUCAAUGACACCUACAGGACUGGUUUCUCAGUGCUUCGUUAAAGAGCAGAAAGACCUCUAGCACCCAUGGUCCUUGGAAAGGUCAAACUAAAAACCUUAAAUACACCUCCAAAAAACAAAUAGCAUGGACUGGGGGAGCUGCCACAGCAGCAGGGCAGAGCCACACAGCCAUGAAUGCCAGGGAGCCGGGCAAGAAGCUUGCUUUUACCGGUCGUUCAGUCAGGGAAGGCAGAACAGCAACGGUAGUGGAAGGCUUAAGAUCAGUUCUGUACGUGACACUCAGAGGAGUCACGAGCAAGAGGAUUUUGCAUGAAAGUCAACUUUUCCUCUGUGCCAGGGUAAGUCACUGAGAACAAGAUGGGAGGAAUGUUACGUGCUGUGUAACCAACCCAGCUAACAGGAGGCUCAACUGGAUGUGCUGUGGGGCGAAAAGAGCUGGUACGUUGCACAGGCAUACGCUUGCUUUGGUGAGCCAGGCAGCCAUGGGAGGAGAGGCUGGAAUGCCCUGUCUGACCUGGAGUUCAGAGUGCUCAGCAUCAAGUGAGAGGGGUCUCGUCAAAAGCCAUCUCCAGAACUGGAAAAGAAGAAUCCAGUGCUGCAGAGGAAUGCCCAAUGCAGCGAGCAUGCCUGGAAUGGGGUUGUCCUCAAUCUCCCAUUUUCCAUCAUAAAGCAGUGUCUGAAUUUAAGAACAUUCUCCUUUUCUCCACCCUCAAAAGUUACCCUGUGACAACACUCUCUGACUAGAAUGCCCAAAACGAAGAGCUGCCUGCCUCCCCUUAACUCUAAGGCACCCUUAAAAGAGAAAGAACCAAAGAGGGUAGGGACAUGCACCCUUCAACUGUGAUAUGAGGAAGCCAGUGAUUUUUAGAAAAACAUAAAUACUAAACACUCAACCCAUUUGAGUGAUCUAGCAGUGCUCAGCUGUGUGAACUGGGGCUCUGGACACUGCAGCACUGGGAACACUCCACAGCUCCUUGGGGUUGGUAAUUUUCCAGCUCAGGUCUAUCCAGCUGUUUCCAGGCUACCUCCUAAGUAAGCUAGCAGUUGAAGUGCCUUCCCAAGGACCUGUAAACUCUUCUAUGCAUAACAUUCAUCACCUUUCAUGAACAGGACCAAUAAAUUACAAUG